This is a messenger RNA of Trypanosoma grayi, 1268 nucleotides long. RefSeq lists its product as hypothetical. The annotation marks the transcript as partial. The record is from RefSeq and is a predicted model, not a curated record. The transcript has a single exon. Lineage: Eukaryota; Euglenozoa; Kinetoplastea; Trypanosomatida; Trypanosomatidae.
AUGAUGGCGACGGUGCGCCGCGUUGUGUGGGUGCUGGCCGCUGCUCUGUGCUGCACGACCCUGGGCGUGACGGCUGCUGCUGAGAGCGCUGUGCUUCCCGCUGUUGGUACUAGGGAGGCAGCGCAGGCGAAGGUGGAGGCCUUUGCUAAAGAUGUGUCAAAAGCCGGGGAUGUACUGCGCCUUGCUGAGGAGGCUUAUUCCAGAGCUGGAGAGGCAAAGAGUAUGGUCGAUAAUUUCGUGCAGAAGGCGACCAAAGCAAAGAAGAAUGCCGAAACAGCAGAGAGUAUGGUAAAGGAGACAGUGACAAGUAUUACCAAAGGAGAGAGUGAACUGAAGAAGGUUGCGGAGUUGAAUAUUGCUUCAGGUCAGGCAGUGCCAUUUGAUGUGAAGGAUCUCACGGCUGGUGCUGAGGAUGCAAAAACUGCGGUGGAAAAGGCCACGAGUGCUGCGGGAAAUGCCACUGAGGCGAAGAAGUUACUCGUGGAGGCGAUGGACCAUGCAAAGAAAGUACUGGACCGCGCAAAGAAGUUGAAGGAACUGCCAGCAGAAGCAAAUCCGAAGAGCGCCCUGGAUUUUUUGAACGGCAUCCAGGAGGCGAAAAAAAUAGUUGUUGCAACGCCGCCGAAACCCCCUGCAGUAAAAGUGACAUUUGAGAAUGAAAACUUUGUUGCUGUACUUCUUGUUCUAAGUGGCCAAAUGGCUGUGGAGCAGAUUGAGCAGGCACUGACGAGUAUCAAUAAAGCAGUAACUCAUGCUUCAGACGCUAAAGAUAAUGCUGCCAACGCAGAAAAGUCUUUGAAAACCCUUGUGAACACAGAAGGAAAAGUAACCAUAACCGAGGAGGGCAAGCAGUUUGCGAAAAAGGCAAAUAAAGCUGCCGGAGGUGCAAUGACGAACGCAAAGACAGCAGAAACGAGUGCUAACCAAGCCGUUCAGAGUAUUGAUAAUGCAGUGACAGCAGCCGAGCAGGUGAAGAAACAUUCAGACACAGCGUUAGACCCCGCUAAAGCGGCAGUCGACGCGGCUAAGAAAGCGAAGGCCAAGGCGGAUGCUGCGCUGGCCGAUGCAAGGAAAGAGUUGAAGAAAUUCCCCAAGAAAGUGGAGAAGCCUGAGACGCAGCUACCCAAGGCGGAGGAACCGUCCACUGACCACAAAUCCAGCCAGGCAGAAGUCACUGGACCCCUGCCGACGGACCAACCUGCCAAGACGCAGGAAAAAGUCAGUGGGACUGCAGGCGGAUCUAACAUUGGGGUGAAAGACGGCAGCGA